Anoplopoma fimbria (sablefish) is the source of this 3207-nucleotide messenger RNA. RefSeq names its product myotubularin related protein 2 (gene mtmr2). Gene Ontology annotation, molecular function: phosphatidylinositol-3,5-bisphosphate 3-phosphatase activity. Bases 189 to 2132 code for a protein of 647 amino acids. The transcript is spliced from 16 exons. Lineage: Eukaryota; Metazoa; Chordata; Actinopteri; Perciformes; Anoplopomatidae. Gene Ontology annotation, biological process: dephosphorylation. The record is from RefSeq and is a predicted model, not a curated record.
CAUCAACCUCUUCCUUAUGACAGGGAUUGGGAGGCUGCCGGGAAAACAUGGCAGCUUCCUUUUGUUGGUGGGGAUUUACUGUACUCCGACGGGGGAUUUAAACACAAUUCUUCCGUGGAUAGACAGAUCUCCAUCGCACACUCGGGGUUCACACUGCCGGUCAUCCAAACCCUUGAAGCGGGAGGAACAUGGAGAAGAGUGGGAGCAUCGACAGUCUGGGCUCAAAGCGCUCCUCUUCGCGACAGCCAAGUGUUGAUUCAUUGUCCAGUACUUCCACCUCUCGCUCUGACCGGUCUGCCCAGGCCAAGCCACCCUUUGCAAUGUCCUCCGAAUCUGUGGCCACCUCUGCAGAGCUCUCCCCAGAGUUCAGGGUUAAGCCCAAAACUGCUGCAAAGCAGGUGCUUAGAGAUUCAGACAAAGAAGAACCACAGUUACUUCCAAAGGAAACUGUGCAAGACAUGGCCCAAGAUGUGACCUACUUCUGUCCUUUCAUUGGAGCACUGAGGGGAACAGUGAUAGUUACCAACUACAGACUUUUCUUCAGAUGCAUGGACAGGGAGCCAGCAUUUGUGCUGGACAUUCCCCUUGGGGUGGUGAGUCGUGUGGAAAAGAUUGGAAGUGCAUCAAACCGUGGUGAUGUGUCCUACGGGCUGGUUUGUAAGGAUGUGCGUAAUCUACGAUUUGCACACAAGCAAAUGGAGGACACACUUAGGAAGUCCAUUUUUGAAGUGCUGGUCAAAUUUGCAUUUCCUGUUUCCAAUGCGCUGCAAAUAUUCGCCUUUGAAUAUGGGCAAGUUUUCCCCGAGAAUGGAUGGAAGGUGUAUGACCCUCUCUCGGAAUACAAAAGACAGGGUAUACCCAAUGAAAGCUGGAGGAUAACAAAAGUAAACGAUCACUACGAGGUUUGUGACACUUACCCAUCCACUCUGGCGGUGCCUGUCAACAUACCAGACGAAGAGCUGAAGAGAGUAUCCGCCUUUCGGGCAAAGGGAAGGAUACCUGUGUUGUCAUGGAUCCAUCCAGAGAGCCAGGCGACAGUGACGCGCUGCAGUCAGCCCAUGGUUGGGGUCAACGGGAAGCGCAGCAAAGAGGAUGAGAAAUACCUCCAGGCGAUCAUGGACGCUAACGCUCAGUCACAUAAACUCUUCAUCUUUGAUGCAAGGCCCAGUGUCAACGCUGCUGCAAACAAGAUGAAAGGCGGUGGUUAUGAAAGUGAGGAUGCGUAUCAGAAUGCUGAGCUGGUGUUCUUGGACAUUCACAAUAUCCACGUGAUGAGAGAGUCACUCCGUAAGCUGAAGGACGUGGUCUACCCCAACAUCGAGGACUCCCACUGGCUCUCCAAUCUGGAGUCCACUCAUUGGCUUGAGCACAUCAAGCUGAUCCUGGCAGGAGCACUACGGAUCGCAGACAAGGUGGAGUCUGGGAAAACGUCCGUGGUGGUGCACUGUAGCGAUGGCUGGGACCGCACAGGCCAGCUCACCUCCUUGGCUAUGCUCAUGCUUGACGCCUACUACCGCACCAUCCGCGGCUUCGAGGUGCUGCUCGAGAAAGAGUGGCUCAGCUUUGGUCACCGCUUCCAGCUGCGUGUCGGUCAUGGCGAUAAGAACCACACAGACGCAGACCGCUCACCUGUUUUCAUUCAGUUCAUCGACUGUGUCUGGCAGUUGACUCGCCAGUUUCCUGCGGCGUUCGAGUUUAACGAAUAUUUCCUGGUUACCAUCCUGGACCACCUGUACAGCUGCCUGUUUGGGACCUUCUUGUGCAACAGCGAACAGCAGAGGUUGAAGGAGGAGAUUCCAAAGAGGACAGUGUCAUUGUGGUCAUAUAUAAAUAGCCAGCUGGAGGAGUUUACCAAUCCUUUGUAUGUGAACUACUCCAACCAUGUGCUGUUCCCUGUAGUCAGCUUACGCCACCUGGAGCUUUGGGUUGGCUACUACAUCCGCUGGAACCCUCGCAUGAGGCCUCAGGAACCUGUUCAUCAGCGCCACAAGGAGCUGCUGGUAAAGCGGGCCGAGCUGCAAAAGAGAGUGGACGAGUUACAGCGCGAGGUGACAAAUCGCUCCGCCUCCUCAUCCUCUGAGCGUGCGGGCUCCCCCACACGCUCCAUCACCCCGGUGCAGACCUUUGUUUGACACAACUUUGACAUCGCAGACGGUAGCAGAAGUGGAAUCUUACCUGUGAGAAGUUGCUAUACAGAAGUAAUUAGUUGGCCGCACCUGGCACAACAAAGGACCUGUGUGCCAAACUGGCAUUAAAACACUACUACUAAGAGUCUGAUGGGUUUCCACCUCUCACAGGUCAUGGAGAGUCUGCUUGCAACAAAAGAGUGUCUGAUUUACUACAGCCAUAUUGUACUCUUCCUCCAGGGUUGAGAGGACAUGUAACUACAAUAGUGAGAACAUAAGUGUGUCAGCCCAUCAACAAUCAGUGUUUUUAAAGUACACUAAAUAUUACUCGGGUAAAAUAUGUAUGCCUUAUACACUUCAUAGGAACACUCACUCCAUUCCUCUACAAAGCAAAUGUUCAGCAGUGAAAAGCAGUACCGCUGAAGCAAUUGUAAAGAUGUACAUCGCUGCAAAAAAUGAUUUUGAGUUCUAGUACUAAAAAUGACUAAAUGGCUCGGAGUUGUUUUAAUAUACAAAAUGUUAAAGAAAAUAUAGACAGAGCGCAUUAAACAAGUUUGUCUUCUUCUCAAGUCAGUGCUUUUAGAUUGUUGUGACCAAAUGUUUUUUUUUAUGACUACAUUAUGUGUCAUGUAUGACAUUCCUCUCAGUUUUGUUUUUCUAACUAUAUAUUUAUUAUCCUUUAGUCCAGACUGUAUAUAUGGUUCACAAACACACACUGUCUCAUGUCAUGAAUUGAUGAGAGAUGUUCCCAUGCAAUGUUAAUAAGCUAUGCAGAAUAUGCUAAAGUGAAUUUGUCCCAGUUAAUAUUAGACUAUACUUACUAAAAUGUAAUUGUUCACAUUUCUUACUGAUGCUUUUUAAAGCUAGUAUUAGACGCUUUUUUUAAAGGUAGCAGAAUGUGUAACAACUAAUAAUUUGCUUAGUUUUUUUUCUAGUUUAAUGAAUAUCUGUGCCUUGCUCUGAAUGACCGAAUGGGAGAAUAAAAAGAGAAAAGUGUGCACAGCUUUUUGAUUGCCAAGAGGAAAUGGUAAAUACAGUGUUAGUUAGCCUUUCCACUGUGUAUGUGAUUACUUGCAAUAAA